Centruroides sculpturatus (bark scorpion) is the source of this 1214-nucleotide messenger RNA. RefSeq lists its product as uncharacterized. The coding region runs from base 638 to 1126 and encodes 162 amino acids. The record is from RefSeq and is a predicted model, not a curated record. Lineage: Eukaryota; Metazoa; Arthropoda; Arachnida; Scorpiones; Buthidae. The transcript is spliced from 2 exons.
CUUUACAACUUACGCAAAAUUUCAAUAAUUUAAUUCUCGAUGUUUACGUAUGUCUACUUCAGAUUUGCAUUACUUCUAAUGAAGUUUCCAUUCUCUCGAGUAACAAAUUAUUUUUAAACAACAUGCACUUCUAAAUUUAUUUCUUUUUUAAUUUUCUCUCUCUUAAAAUGUUGAUAUCUUUCUUGAAAUGCAUUAAUAUCUAAGUUUUUAUGUGUGAUUCAGGCGAAUAUUGUAUAUGAUUGAAUUCACAAAGGUAUAAAAAGAGGCUUAAAAGUGAUAGACAGGCUAUAUAAAUCACUUAAACUCGUUAUUUUAAAUCCGAAAUGGCAAUCGCAUCCGUUUUAUCAGAGUUCUCUGUUAUCCGCGGUAACAUCGAUUCACAUUACCUUGGUUAAUCGGGUUCUAUGUAUAUAACACUCUGACAAAAUAGAAUAACAAAAAUCAAAUUAAUUCUUGUUAAUUAUUAAUGCAUAAUUAGCUUUUAUUAAUAAUGGGAAAUUACAACAAUGCUGGAUAAAAGCAUAGAACAGAACUGAUAGUCCAUAUAUUACUAAGGAUUAUCUUGUCAUGUAUUGUACGUCACUAAUUUUCUUCUUUUUAUGACGAUCAUUGUAUUCUCCCAAUCUCCAAAUUAAUUAUGUUACGAUAUUUACGAAAGCACAACAGAUUUAUGUCUUGGAACUAUUCUGAAUACAGCGUCAUUAAUCCUUCUGUCCAGAAAUCCUAUAUAAAGCUGGUCUCAUUCGACACUCAACAUCAGUUCACCAUGAGGAAAGAACAGUGUAUCGUUUCUUCCAGAUAUUUCGCCAUGUUUGCCAUUUGGGUAUUUCUAGCAUCUGUUUCUUACUUCAGAAUAGUCGAAGCAGUCGAUUUCCAAGAAGUACGACCAGAAUUGUUAUCUGUCAAUUUCAUCAAAAUGGAAUCUGAACCAAAUCUAGAUUUCAUUUUGCCACGCGAUAGAAGACAGAAAUCUGAUAAUGAAAGACGAAUCGAUGUAUUCGUAGCAAGUCGAGGCAAAAGAGGAGAAUAUGAAAACACCAAUUCGCAACAGACUUCAACUUCUUCGAUUGGACUAAUUUUCGUGGCACCUCGAGGUAGAAGAUCGGAAUCUAAUCUCGUAAUCUAAUCUUGCAAGUAGGAUUUGUUGCAACUCGGGGAUGAAAGUCAAUUUAAACUUGAAAUUAAACGACUAAAAUUUUAUAUUUUGACUAGAA